UUCGACCCGUCUUCUUCUCUUCGUCGUCCUUUCACACGUUAGGAUCUGAGAUUCUGAGCUCGCUUUUCAUAACCUUCGCCAUCGCCAUCGCCGCAGCCGUUGGCUGCUCUCGACCUCGCUUAAAUUCUUCGGCGGUUAAGGUUUUAUCAGGGGAAGUAUCUGUCUGCUUUGGUUUACUUCUGGUUGUUGCUCUAUUUGCGGGCUUUGUUGCUGGUUCUUUCUAGUAAGGGAUCGUGGAAUAGUUACUGCUUGGAACACGAGACCUAUUGGGAGACAUAGUUUUGAUUUGGAGAUUGAGGGCAUAGACGUUCAAAUGGAACAAAAAUCUUCUUCAAGUUUUAUUCCCAAGAAACAUUCCUUUAUGAUAAUACUGCUUCUGGGCUCAUCAUUUGGUACAAAACUAAAGCUUAGAAGCGGUAUUUAGCUACUCAAUUAAUCAUUAAUGGGUUGUUGCCUAGUCUUUUGUCGAACCAAAGGUACAUCAGAGGAACAAACUCUCCAACUUGGCGAAGCUGCAGGAAAUGUUAAGUUGUAUUCUCUCAAGGAAUUAAGAGUGGCCACUGAAGACUUCUUCCCAGGAAAUAAAAUUGGUGAGGGCGGCUUUGGAUCAGUCUACAAGGGAAUACUUAAGAAUGGGACCAAGGUAGCUUUAAAGGUUCUUUCCAGUGAGUCAACACAAGGAGCAAGGGAAUUCUUAUCAGAGAUUACGGCAAUUUCAGAUAUAGUUCAUGAGAACCUUGUUAAGCUCUAUGGUGUAUGCAUGGAAGGAAACUCAAGAAUACUUGUCUACAAUUAUCUUGAGAACAAUAGUCUAGCCCAAACUCUUCUCGGUUCAAACCACAGCAACAUUCAGCUUAGCUGGAGAACAAGAUGUAAAAUCUGCAUCGGUGUCGCACGUGGUCUUGCAUUCCUUCAUGAGGAAGUUGAGCCCCAUAUUGUUCAUCGUGAUAUAAAAGCAAGCAAUAUUCUUCUUGACAAGGAUUUCACUCCAAAAAUAUCAGAUUUUGGUUUGGCAAAACUGUUACCACCAAAUGCAACACAUGUCAGUACCAGAGUUGCAGGAACAGCAGGAUACUUGGCACCUGAGUAUGCCAUCCGUGGGCAGGUUACACGAAAGUCAGAUAUUUACAGCUUUGGAGUUCUUCUUUUGGAAAUAGUUAGCGGCAGAAGUCAUACAAACACAAGACUGCCUGAUGAAGAACAAUUUCUUCUUGAUAGGACAUGGGCACUUUAUGAGAAAGGAGAGCUUGAAAGGAUAAUAGAUGCAACACUGUCCAAUGACCUGGACACCGAGCAAGCAUGCAGAUUUUUGAAAAUUGGCCUUAUGUGCACCCAAGAUGAGGCAGGGCUUCGACCCUCCAUGUCCACUGUUUUUAAUAUGCUGACCGGCGUCAAAGACGUCGAGUCGAUCAAGAUCACCACACCUGGUCUUAUUUCAGACUUCACUCAAAUGAAGAUUGGAAGGAAGAAGGCUAUCGAACUCACUGCAUCAUCUUCAUCCACUACAUCUAAUGCCUCAAUGACUUUCACCGCGAUCGGGGAUCGAGAAUGACAUACAUCAACCAAAAUUUUGGUACAUGUUUGUGAAGUUGAUGCCAAGAGAAUUUAUUAUGUGCGGACACCGAAUGCCGUCCGGAGAUCAACCAAAUGCUUCCCGUCAUCUCUGCGCUUGGUACAACUGAUGUGGCACAUUCUGGUUGGUCUCUGGACAGCGUUUUAUGUCCGGUCUUCGCACAAUAAUUUCUCGUGUAGCAAUCCCUUUAUUCUUUCCAACAUUUAUUUGGACUUUUUUCAUUGCAUGUUGAGGCAAUAUGUUCAUGUAGAUGCUAACAAAUGAAAUCCAAAUAGCAUCAAUGACUCCAAAGAAUGUAAAUGAUCAAUUUUUAUUUAUUGAUUUGUAAAUGCUAUUGCUCUA
Molecule: messenger RNA, 1915 nt
Organism: Dendrobium catenatum
Lineage: Eukaryota; Viridiplantae; Streptophyta; Magnoliopsida; Asparagales; Orchidaceae
Product: cold-responsive protein kinase 1-like
Exons: 8
Coding region: 443-1552 (369 amino acids)
Biological process (GO): protein phosphorylation
Molecular function (GO): protein kinase activity; ATP binding
Source: RefSeq, a predicted model, not a curated record